This is a messenger RNA of Coniosporium apollinis CBS 100218, 774 nucleotides long. RefSeq lists its product as uncharacterized. The transcript has a single exon. Lineage: Eukaryota; Fungi; Ascomycota; Dothideomycetes. The record is from RefSeq and is a predicted model, not a curated record. The coding region runs from base 1 to 774 and encodes 257 amino acids.
AUGCCUUCCUACGCAGUGCUAGGCGCGACCGGCAACACCGGCCUCAGCCUGCUAACAAUCCUCUCCCAAUCCCCCUCCAACUCAAUCCACGCGUACUGCCGCUCCAAGUCCAAACUCCUACGUCUGCACCCCUCAAGCAGCACCAACGAGAGAAUCAAGAUCUACGAAGGCGCCCUCGAAGACGUGUCCCUAAUCAGCUCGUGCAUCUCCGGCACCCGCGCCGUCUUCCUAGCCGUCGCGCUCUCCGACAACAAGCCCGCCUGCACAAUCGCCCAAGACACCGCUCGCGUCGUUGUCGCUGCGCUGGAGAAGCUCCGCAGGGACGAGCCCAAUGCAAAACUGCCGCGCCUUGUCGUCCUGAGCUCAGCCUCUCUCUCCGCGCAUCUGAGCCGCUCCCUCCCACGCGUCGUGCACUGGCUGCUCCUUGCGUGCGCCUCGCACGUAUACGCGGACCUAGCCAAAGCGGAGACCUACCUGCGCUCCCAGAGUUCCUGGAUCUCGACCACGUUCGUAAAGCCAGGGGGCCUGGUGCACGAUGCGCAGAAGGGCCAUGAGCUGAGCACGGAGCGGCAGGUGACGUUUCUCAGUUUCCUAGAUCUCGCGGCGGGGAUGGUUGAGAUUGCGGAUGCAGAGGGCGAGGGGUGGGAUGGGAGGGAUGUUAGUGUGGUGCCGACGGCGGAAGAUGUGAGGGUUGAGUGGUGGGCGCCGUACUACCUGUUCAGAGGGCUGUUGUUCCAUUUCUUCCCGAGCGCGUAUCCGCUUCUGGGGUCUUAG